Messenger RNA from Rhagoletis pomonella (apple maggot), 1008 nucleotides. Its product is annotated as dihydropyrimidinase 2-like. Gene Ontology annotation, molecular function: dihydropyrimidinase activity. The transcript has 3 exons. The record is from RefSeq and is a predicted model, not a curated record. Gene Ontology annotation, cellular component: cytosol. NCBI's taxonomy places the organism in Eukaryota, Metazoa, Arthropoda, Insecta, Diptera, Tephritidae. Gene Ontology annotation, biological process: pyrimidine nucleobase catabolic process. Bases 1 to 1008 code for a protein of 335 amino acids.
AUGGAUUCUAAAUUGCUUUUUCAAAUUAUCCUCAACAGCGAUGAUCUGCAGACAACCGGUAGCGACAAUUGCACCUUCAACAAGGAGCAUAAGGAACUGGGCAAGGGUAACUUCACUAAGAUUCCCAACGGUGUCAAUGGUGUCGAAGAUCGCAUGUCUGUCGUUUGGGAGAAGGGUGUACACGCUGGUCUAUUAGACCCUUGCCGAUUUGUCGCCGUCACCAGUACCAAUGCCGCCAAAAUAUUCAAUCUCUAUCCGCAAAAGGGCCGCAUUGCUGUGGGCUCUGAUGCAGACAUCGUCAUCUGGAAUCCAAACGCCACACGCACCAUCUCCAGGGAGACUCAUCAUCACGCAUGCGACUACAACAUCUUCGAGGGCAUGGUAUGUCAUGGUGUGCCCGAGAUAGUUUUGGUACGUGGACGCAUUUGUGUAGAAGAUGGCGCUGUGCGCGUGGCUGAGGGCUAUGGUCGCUUUAUCAAUACACCAACACGUCCGCCAUAUCUCUACGAUGUGCUAGAAGGUAAGGCUGCACUAAACGAAGAGCGCAAUGGGGAGGAGGCUGCGCAUGAGGAACACUUGAAUGGUGGGCUGAAGAAGUUGGACUUGGGUGCAUUGGAAAUCGAAAUACCCUACCAGGAGCCAAUUUCGCGCACACUUCUGGCUUCCAUGCCGGGUGCAGGUGGUUCCGUGGCGAGCACACCGUCGGGUCGGGGACACGUCGAAGGUACGCGCAACAUGCAAGAAUCAACGUUUUCCGUUAGCGCCGUUUUGCAGGCAUACAGGGCAGUAUUGGCCUUCCUGGAGCGGUCUUCAGUGUUUCGCUUCCAGUUCAGCUUCCUGUCCAGAAUAACACCAAGGAUUGACACUAAGUCCACAUUCCUUGGACCAGAUGUUUACCAGACCGAGUGCGUUUUGCAACAACUCACUCAGGACCUGAAGAUGUUUGCCCGUUGCAACGAUUGCUAUGUCAUCGGCGUACGCUAUGACUUGACAACCGGUGCUCUUUAG